AAGAAAGGAAGAGGCCGAAGGCUAGGAAGUGUUAGCCAACCUAGGCUUGAAGAUGUCAACUUAUUGUGUUAGUGUACUCGGCAAUAUAGACCCGCAUGUUUAGAGUAGUGCAAGAUCCUGCCAUAUAUACGCUUUGUAUUGUCAUUUUGGCGGAGGAGCAGACUAAAGGGAAGGUGACGGUAAUGUUUUCGAGAAAAAACGCUAACAAAGCUAGCUGGCUCAGGUAGUAAGCUAGUAUUAGUCAAGCUAACAUUAGCCAACAAUCGUCAAGGAUCGAAUCUUUAAUGAGGACUUUGUGCAAGGCGAAAACCAACACCUUUGUGCUGUCUUGGCCACAAAUACAAGCAGAAGUGACCAGCAUCCAAUGAAAGGUGGUGGAAGUGGAACUUGACCCAGCCAACUGAGUCACCAUUUUCCUGCACAUCAUGGGUUUAAUGGCUCCACUGUGUGCAUGACUUGUUUCAUGUGGCCUGAUGGGAGGACAUUGUGGAUAGUACUUUCAUCAGGAUAUCAGGAGAGCCAUCCCAUGCCCUCAUUUUGGAGGGCCUGUCAGAAUGAAGAAGAUAAGCCUUAAGACCAUCCGCAAGACCCUCAGCAUAAAGGGCAAAGAGGAGGGUGACUUUGUCAUGCUCCAGCAGCCCUCAGCGGAGUUUUCUAAGGAUGAGUCAAUUUUUGGGGGCUGCUACACCAAAGAGCUUUCUGCCUGUGAUAUUGGUAGUGAAGACGAGAAAGGGGGACAGAAUAAAGGCCGCUCCAAAAGUGAGACUCUGAUGGGAUCGCUAAAGAGAAGGCUGUCUGCCAAACAGAAGGCGAAAGUGAAAGGCAGCUCCUCUGCCAUUGGCUCAGUGGAUGAUGAAGACACUUUCUCAUCUUCUUCUGUCCCCAUCAGCUUCACUGAGGUAAAAGCUCAGAGACCCCAUAGAUCUUCAUCCUUCCGGAGUCACCAUUAUAGCCCUUCACCAUGGCCUUUGCGGUCUGUCAACUCUGAUGAUGCGUGCAUCAAAAUGGAGGUAAAAGUUAAAGCCAUGGUUCACUCACCUAGCCCAAGUCCCAACUUAAACGGUGUCCGGAAAGAAUUUCAUGAUUUCCAGAUGGAAGGGCUCCUUCAGGACCAAGCAGAGUCCUUAAAGAAUCUCCAGCAACCACAAAAUGGUGAGCUGCAUCUAAAUAUUGAUGAAAAUGAUGUGCCUGUGGUGCUGGGGUUGACGCCCCAGGACUACAUUCAGUACACAAUGCCUUUAGAUGAGGGAAUGUAUCCCGAAGGGUCUCACUCCUUCUGCCUGGAAAGUUCCUCUCCUAUGGAGGUGGUGCCAGAGGCAGACAAUGGGUCCCUCCACACAGAGCAGGGACAGGAGGAGCAUGAACUGGUUAAUGGGAUGCCUUCAGAUCUGUUCAUGGAAACCUCAGUCAAUAGUAUUCUUCUUGGUUCUGCUGGCAUGAUGCUCCAAAACUCAAGAGUGGAGAUUCCACCUCCCCUCUCUCCACUCCUGCCACCCAUGACAAGUAAUGGACAUAUUCCAAGGACAUUUUCGGGAUUUAGCUCUUCAGACAGCCAGGUAGCUGAGAGGGUAAGACACCACCUCAACUUUGACCCAAAUUCAGCUCCUGGGGUAAGUCGGGUAUACGACUCAGUCCAGAGCAGUGGGCCCAUGGUUGUGACCAGCCUGACGGAGGAGCUGAAGAAGCUCGCUAGGCAGGGCUGGUACUGGGGUCCCAUCACACGCUGGGAGGCAGAGGAAAAGCUGGUCAACUUGGCUGAUGGUUCAUUUCUGGUCAGAGACAGCUCUGAUGACAGGUACCUGCUCAGCCUGAGUUUCAGAUCACAGAGCAAAACUCUCCACACCCGCAUUGAACACUCCAACGGACGCUUCAGCUUCUAUGAGCAGCCUGAUGUGGAGGGACACACCUCAAUUGUUGACUUAAUUGAACACUCUAUUAAAGACUCAGAGAAUGGGGCUUUUUGCUAUUCCAGAUCUCGCCUACCAGGGUCUGCAACCUACCCCGUCAGACUAACCAACCCAGUAUCUCGGUUUAUGCAAGUGCGCUCCCUGCAGUACCUUUGCCGCUUUGUCAUUAGGCAAUACACAAGAAUAGACCUUAUCCAAAAGCUGCCCUUACCUAACAAGAUGAAAGAUUAUCUGCAGGAGAAGCACUACUGAGGAUACAGACAGUAAUUUGCACUUUUGUGUUCAGUUAAGAGAUUUACAAAAGGUUUACAAACAACCACGGUUUUGAGAUGAUUGGUUCUGGUGGCCUUCAGUUUGUGUCCAUGUGACCCUGUCACUGCUUGGCCCUUCAUUCCAAUGUUCUGGGGGUUUUCGCUGGUUUUAGGAGGCUCUACUUCCAGAAAUAUAGGCCAGCACAAAAUCUAUUGCAAAAACACAGCAGAGGUAUACAGCCAAGCAAUCUUAUUUGAAUACAUUAAGUGCAGAAACUAGGCACCUGUGAUGUUGGUUACAUCUAUAAUAUCCAGCUGUGCAAGUGUAACACAUUAAAAAAACAAAAACAAAAUUACUAUCUGCAUUCAGAUUGUGGAGUGGGGAAAUAAAUGUUCCUCUGAAUUUAAGAAUAAUUGAAUUUUAACCUGUAGUAAAUAUGAAGGAUGAUUUCAACACAGAACUAUAUUGUUGCAUUAGAUUUUAAGGUCUCUGCAGACUGACCAAUUUGGCUCAUCUUUUGCUGUUUAAUUUUUUAGUUGUUACCUUCACUUAGAGCACUCAGACUGCAAAUGAGAACAUUAUGCAUUCUUUCUAUGCUGUUAGUCAAAUAGAAAGGUAGGACAUCAGCAUAUUUGCAAUGACUGACCCAUUAUUUUAAUUUUAAUCAGAUUUUCUUUUGCUAAUUUACAAACAUAGCUCUUUAUUCAGAGGAUGUAGUUUCUCCACGAAGCAUAAACAGACCUUCGACUGGCAUGUGGCAGCUCUUACUCAAUACUUCAGUGCUUCUGUCUUAACAUGGUGGUGGCUUUAUUUUUUUGAGCUUGUCGUGUGGCUUACUUUUCAGCUGUACUGGUGAACACACAGACAUUAAUAGACAUGAUCUAUUGGUGAAAGGUUAAUCUUUAGUACACAUUUAUGACAUUACAACUGUUUAGCAAAAGAUGUCCACAAUCUGCCUGUCUGUCAGAGGUUUCAAACAGAUUGGUCAGAGAAGUAGCUUUAAAUUAUAUGGCUGCAUGCAGCCAUUAUACAUUGUGCAAGCCUAAAGGUACUGAUAAUGCUGGAUUUUAAUGUUGUGCUGUUUUGUAGUAACAGCAUAAAGUUUAUGUAUAAACUUUUUUAAAAUAUGUUAAAAGUGAAAAAAAUUCUGCUUUGGGAAUGUUACAAAAACUGCACCGCAGCUCAGGCCUAACAAGUUUGUCACUAUGUGUAAUGCUUUUAUCUGCAUGUUAUAAAGGCUUUAAGACUGUCAAUUAAAGGCACUGUAGAACUACACUAAUUGAGAGAAGAUGUCACAGUAAAAGGGGGAGAGAUUUUUGGCUGUGUUAUUAAAACGGGACUGAGUAAAAGGAUGUUAAAUGCACAGUUGCAUUUACCUUAGGCAGUUUAUAUAAAGAACAUUGCCCUCAAUUACCCUACGACUGGAAGAAAAAAAAAAAAAGCAAAAAAAACCAGAUCUCUAGUCAAUUGACAAUCUGAAUGUAGGGAUGGCUGUUUCUUAGUCUCUUAAUGCCAGCAAUGAGCUGGACCCAGAUCAAAGGAAUCCCAAAAAUGGCAAGCUUAGGUGAGCGGAUUUGGGAAAGCCAGAGUUAAGUCGUCCUUGCCAUCUUGGAGUCAUGCCAGUGUUUCAGCAUAUGACAAAAAGUUCAAUCACAGCUGCAUGUUGUCAUUAGUGUUACAUGGUAAACAAAGGCAUACAGUUUUUGUCAUUGCUUAGUCACAUUGUUCUCAGCCUCCACAGAACUGCACUACCCCACAGAUUAUCUCUCUACUGGGUUGUUUCUGCUGGAGUAAAGGGAAGAGCACACAGUAUGCUACGCAAGUGCUUUAUAUGGAUACUUGACAGGGAAUUGUGCUUUCACAUUAUGAAUGAGCAUCUUUUUUUGACAUCAGUGUCCUUAAAAGUAUUUUGAACAACUUUGGUAGGUCGUUAGCGCAUAGUUCUAGUUUGUUAGCUGGAAACGUUGGUGUCUGAGGAAGUUACUAUGAAUCUAGCACAGCAGAAAUUAGAUAGGAACUUUGAAUGGUGUUGCAUGUUUAAAAAAAAAACGUAACCUUUUAAAGCUUUUGAGUUGUAUAGGAAUGAAGGAUUUGGGUCGUGUUAGGCUGUGUCGAGAGAUGUUUCUGUCACAAACAUUGGCUGGAUAUUCUGUGUACAAGAAAUGUUUUUCCUUUUUGUUUUUUGAAUUCUUGAAUGUUUCUUUUUGGUAUUUUUUUUUUUUUUUUUUUGUGACAUUUGCCAUCUGGGGGAUGUGGUUGUACAGAGGCAAUGUGUGCUUGUUCGAGUUAUCCAUUUUAUCUGCCUGCAGACCAUUUUCAGAAAGCAUGGGAAACUUAAAAAACGACAUUGACACAUUAUUUGCACUUGAACAUUUUUCAUACUUGGAUCCUCUCCUGCCUAGAGUCGUCCUUCAGAUGGUGUGUUGGUGUUUUUUUUUUUUUUUUUUUUUUUUUUUUAAAUGGUAAAAUAGUCACAUAUUUGUCCCUGUGUGUUCAUAUAACUGUCAGAUUAAAAUGAAAUUGUUUUGUUUUUGUCAUGUGGGAUAAAAAGGGUAAUUCACCAGCAUCAUUUCAAAGCCUCUGCAAAUGCUCAUUGGCUGUCAAGGAAUGGGAUCAUGGCAUGAAUGUGGAUACAAAUCUGAUUUUGACUUUUUUUUUUUUUUUUUUUUUUUUUUCUUUCCGUGUGUUUCUAAAUGUUUCAGUUGAAAUGUGAAAAAUAAAAUGUUAGUCUUUUUUUUAAUACUAUUUUCUUUUAAAUGUAUUUCCAUUAAAAUGUUUAAUCUGUUAUCAAAUUUUGACAUGCAGGAGCCAGUUUAAUACGGUAUGCUGCUGUGAUUUUUCUAAAUACUAGUUUAUUAAGCAUUAUUGCCUUCAAAGUUUGAUUCCAGAGGUUGAUGCUUGUUCAGACUGCUGACGCUUUUUUGUAGUGAUAACAAGCUGUUAAGCACUUAACAAGCUCCCACCCCCCACCCCACCCCACCCUCAUUUUCGUGCAUCUUGGUGUGUGAAGGUAAUUGUUUACAACAUUAUGUUUGGACAUGCCCCUCCCUUUUUUGUUGACCCUCUCUCACGUGAACAUCUUGGUACAAUUUGAAAACUCUAUUUCUUUUAAUGUGUUAUACACAUUUGUGCUGCUUAUAGAUAUGAUUGCCUUUCUUGUAUUUAACAGUGGGGGAAAUAGAAUGUCACCAAUGUAGAUGUAUGUACACAUAAUGACUUUGGUUAUCAUCUUGGGAGAGCAAAGCAGAUUUGUAGUCAAAGGAGAAUUAGUAGCGAUUAGUAAACCCUCUGUAGAAUUACCAAUUCACUCCAGUUUACAUUGGUUGUCAACUUUCCAAAAUAGAUGGUCUUUUUGUACUUUUCUUUUGGGGAAAAAAAAUCAACAGUGAUUUAUUGCACAUUUUGGAUACAGUUGAAGAGUUUUUUGUAUC
This is a messenger RNA of Archocentrus centrarchus (flier cichlid), 5590 nucleotides long. RefSeq names its product suppressor of cytokine signaling 6a (gene socs6a). The record is from RefSeq and is a predicted model, not a curated record. NCBI's taxonomy places the organism in Eukaryota, Metazoa, Chordata, Actinopteri, Cichliformes, Cichlidae. Gene Ontology annotation, cellular component: phosphatidylinositol 3-kinase complex. Gene Ontology annotation, biological process: intracellular signal transduction; phosphatidylinositol phosphate biosynthetic process; protein ubiquitination. Bases 555 to 2159 code for a protein of 534 amino acids. Gene Ontology annotation, molecular function: 1-phosphatidylinositol-3-kinase regulator activity. The transcript is spliced from 3 exons.